UCACCAUGUCCGCGGCGACCCAAUACCGCGCGGCUCAAGUGCGCACCGCCACCUCCGGGCGCAAGACCGCGGCUCUCUCCGCGGCGCGCGCUCCCACCCGCGCUGUUCGUGCCAACGGCGCUCGCACCUCCGUCGUGACCGGCGCCACCUACACCGGCCACGCCGACCUCACCCCCCGCACCUACCCCCUGGUGGGCAACCCCGCCCCAGACUUCACCGCCGAGGCUGUGCACGACCAGGAGUUCGUCGACGUCAAGCUCUCCGACUACCGCGGCAAGUACGUCGUCCUGUUCUUCUACCCGCUGGACUUCACCUUCGUCUGCCCCACCGAGAUCACCGCCUUCUCCGACCGCUACGAGGAGUUCGCCGAGCUCAACACCGAGAUCCUCGGCUGCUCGGUGGACUCGCACUUCUCGCACCUGGCGUGGAUCCAGACUGACCGCAACGCGGGUGGUCUCGGGGACAUCGAGUACCCGCUCGUAUCCGAUCUCAAGAGGGAGAUAUCAAAGGCGUACGACGUGCUCAGCGAGGAGGGCGUCGCCCUCCGCGGGCUGUUCAUCAUCGACAAGGAGGGCAUCAUCCAGCACUCCACCGUGAACAACCUGGCGUUUGGCCGCAGCGUGGACGAGACCCUCCGCGUGCUGCAGGCGCUCCAGUACGUGCAGGAGAACCCCGACGAAGUGUGCCCCGCGGGCUGGAAGCCGGGCGAUGCGACCAUGAAGCCGGACCCCGAGGGCAGCAAGGAGUACUUUGCCACCAUCUAAGGAGGAGGCGGGACGCGCGGGAGAGGGAGGAGCGAUUCGUUUUGGAUGAUUCGGCUCGCCUUGAUUUGUUUUUCGCGUGGACUCCGCGACCCGGGGAUCGGCGUCGCGUCGAGUAGAGUCCGCGAUCAUCGUAGCUGCAGCAAGACAUAGCGUAGAUAGCGAAAGCGCCGAAAGGGUUCGACGCUGAGGACUGAAACAAGUUUGUUCGCUAACC
Molecule: messenger RNA, 978 nt
Organism: Micromonas commoda
Lineage: Eukaryota; Viridiplantae; Chlorophyta; Mamiellophyceae; Mamiellales; Mamiellaceae
Exons: 2
Coding region: 6-764 (252 amino acids)
Biological process (GO): response to oxidative stress; hydrogen peroxide catabolic process; cellular response to stress
Molecular function (GO): thioredoxin peroxidase activity
Source: RefSeq, a predicted model, not a curated record